This is a messenger RNA of Vespa velutina, 2154 nucleotides long. Its product is annotated as E3 ubiquitin-protein ligase MARCHF5. Gene Ontology annotation, molecular function: zinc ion binding. The transcript has 7 exons. Lineage: Eukaryota; Metazoa; Arthropoda; Insecta; Hymenoptera; Vespidae. The record is from RefSeq and is a predicted model, not a curated record. The coding region runs from base 216 to 1403 and encodes 395 amino acids.
AAUCAUGAAGCUAAUCUGAUUGGUUCAACUGAUUCCAUUCGCGAAAAGUUGCCGUUAAAACUAACGAAAUAUGAGUGUUUUAUUCUAAAGUUACAAUCACAAUAUUCCCGAUGAUUAUUUAAAAAAAAAAAAAAUAGAUAAUAUCGCAAAGUGAACUCAAAGAUAUACAAGAUAAUGAUAUAAUAAUAUUGAAUAUGUUAGUUUAUUAAAACAUCAUGUCAGAUAAUAACUUAUAUACUACCUAUGGCAUUGAUAGCCGUGGCAGAAUAGUACAUAUUGAUCCUGGUGUUUCACAUACUAACAUAAGACGUCUUCCAAGUAUAGAUGAAACUUUGAGAAGACUGCGUACAAAUCUAAGUUCAGAUCGACAGACUAGUGUAUCUAAUAAUGAAAUGUCUGAUAUACAACCAGCUACAUUAUCAACUGAAGAAACUAAUUUUCAAACUCCUGUAACCAAUUCAAGUGGUCCUGUACUUUCCAUUGAUGUAACUGAUGGGGCAUCAUCUCCUAGUCAUGAUUCUAGUAUUCCAACUUUAACUUCAGAAGAUGAUAAGAGAUAUUGUUGGGUUUGUUUUGCAACGGAUGAAGAUGAUGCAACUGCAUCUUGGGUAAAACCAUGCCAUUGCCGAGGUACAACAAAAUGGGUUCAUCAGGGAUGUAUACAGCGUUGGGUUGAUGAAAAACAAAAAGGUCGUGCUGGUGCACAUGUAGCUUGUCCGCAGUGUAAUACAGAAUACAUUAUCGUUUAUCCAAACAUGGGGCCAUUGGUUGUAAUACUUGAUACUAUUGAUGGAAUUAUUUUUCGAGUAUGUCCUUUUAUUGCUGCGGGCAUAGUAAUUGGAUCUAUAUAUUGGACAGCUGUAACUUAUGGAGCAGUAACAGUUAUGCAAGUAGUUGGUCAUAAAGAUGGUUUAACUAUGAUGGAACAAGCUGAUCCUUUGGUAUUAUUAGUUGGUCUACCAACUAUUCCGAUUAUGUUAGUUUUGGGAAAAAUGCUAAGAUGGGAAGAUCAAGCACUUAGUCUUCUUAGACGACAUGCUUGCAAAGUUCCUAUCCUAAGGCACUUUCUACCUAGUAGUUAUUCUGAUGAUGAUAGAACACAAUCACAAGAUGUUCCACCAAUGAGUGACCCAGUAUCUGCAACUCGCGUACUUUGUGGAGCACUUCUUUUACCAACUAUUGCUAGCAUAUGUGGAAAGAUAUUCUUUGAAAGUGUAAACUCAAAUUUUCAAAGGACAUUGCUUGGUGGUGUGGCAUUUAUAACUAUAAAAGGUGCGUUUAAAAUUUAUCACAAACAGCAGCAAUAUGUGAGACAAUGCCAGCGUCGUAUAAUGGAUUACACAGACAGUAAUGUAGCAUUGUAUAAAAGAAAGCAAAGUUCAGAAAGUAAUCAAACUAGCUAAAUCAGAAAAUAUGCAACAGUAAUAAAUGAAAAACAGUAUAAUUUUACAGAUUGAAGCUAUCUUAAUAUCUGUUUUUCCUUUUCAUUUUAUAAAAUGUCUUUUUUUGUAUUGCAGUAUAUUGCAAUAUUACUCAAAGUCUUAAAAACAAAGAUUUAUGAAAAAUAGAAAAUGAUGUAUAUAGAAAAUUACAUAAAUCCAUUUUUUAAAUUACUAUAUUAUAAUAUCAUAUUAAUUCUGAACAGAUAUAGAUACUAAUUUUUUAAAUGUUGCCAAAAUAAUGAAGGUGCACUUAUAAUUUUUGCAAUAAUCUAAAAUUAUAAUAAAAUAAAUGUAUGGAGUAAUAGACUUUAUUUCUUAUAUUGCACAGAUUAAAACAUUAAAUAUAAAGGAUUAAAUAAAAGUAGAUAAGAAAUUUUUUAAAUUAUUCUUGAAAGUUUUUGUAUUGUGUAAAUUAUAAUAGGUAGAUAUGUGAAAUUGUAAAAAUUUAUAUUACAUUAAUUAUUACUUACAUAUUAUUAUUGUUAUGCUACAUUUUGGUAAAUUGUCAAUAACAGGCAUAUUUCAUAAGCAAAUUUUUAUUUAAUAUAAACAUUUGACUGAUGUAGUCUAUAAAGAGUAAAGUUCAACCCAGAUUCCUAUACAAUGUUGUAAUCGUAUAAACCUUGCUGAUAUUAUACAUUUAUUAUUUUUUAACAUACAUUUUGUAAUAUUUCAUGAUUUAACAUUUUCAAUAAAAAUUUCAUAAUCAAGA